AGUUGUGAGUUAAUCGACAAACGUUGCGGAUAGUGUGCGGAAUUAGAAAUUAAAUAAUCAAAUAGUUUCGAAUGCACUAAAUAAAUAGAUUAAUUGUUUCAGGAAGAACUUGAAACUAAUAUAUAGUUUCAAUCAAUUUCAAAUAGUUUUUAUCUCAUUAAUAGGAGCGUCAUCGAAAAGUACUUCUAGAAAGGAAAAUUCUAUCAGAAGCCUUAAAAUUUCACGACUGGAUUACAAUCAAAAGAUUCAUUUAAACAUGAAUUGGUUGUUGCUUCUUAUUUCUAUAUCGGCAACUCUUAGUAUAGCAUUGGCCUGUAAUCGUAUACCACAGGGUACAACAGCAGCUAAAUCACCUGUUGAUGAAAAUUAUGUUGUUUCAUUAGGAGGAAAUCCAGACACAUAUAUACCAGGACAAAAAUAUAAUGUUUCACUUAUAUCAUAUAAUGGACUAACAUUUAUCAGCUUCAUGUUGGGUUUAGAAAACGAAAAUGGCGAAACUGAAACUAUGGAUAAUAAAGGUUCGUUUGAAAUAAUCGAUUAUGCUGAAACGCGAUUUAGUCCUCGUUGCGCUAAUUUGGUUGAAAACACUAAUACAAAUGUUAAAACUCGUAUCGAUGUUAUCUGGACGGCACCUACUGGUAGUGGUAAUGGUUGUAUACUAUUACGUGCAACGGUCACACAGCAUCGUGAUGUUUGGUUCAUGGAUGAUGGAUUUCUUACUAAGCGUAUAUGUGAAGAAGAGGUCGAUGAUAUUGAUAGUCAACCAAGCAUUGUUCACCCAUGUUGUGCCUGUGAUGAAGCGAAAUAUGAACUAACCUUUGAAGGUAAAUGGUCUAGACAUACACAUCCAAAAGAUUUUCCAGCAAAUAGUUGGCGUACACGUUUCAGUGAUAUAAUUGGUGCAUCACAUACGAUUGAUUAUAGAUUUUGGCAAUAUGGUGAUUUAGCAAGUGAGGGUUUGCGAGAAGUUGCAGAGCAUGGUUCAACCAGAACAUUAGAAAGUGAACUUAAAGAUCAAAGUGAUCAGAUACGUACAAUUAUCAAAGCUCGUGGAAUAGCAUAUCCAAAUGUAACUGGUAAAACUUUUGCUGUCUUCCGCGUAGACUCUAAACAUCAUCUGAUAUCCUUGGUUUCAAUGAUUGACCCGUCUCCAGAUUGGAUUGUAGGCGUUUCUGGAUUAGAACUUUGUUUACCUAAUUGUUCAUGGGUAGAAAAUAAAAUUCAUAACCUUUAUCCCUGGGAUGCAGGCACUGAUAGUGGACCUUCGUAUAUGUCUGCUGAUCAGCCGCAAAUACCGCCUGAUGUGGUUCGUCGCAUUAAGUCAAAUUUUCCUAAUGAUCCACGAUCACCUUUUUAUGAUUCAACUGGUGCACCAAUGAAACCUUUAGCGACAUUACACCUUAACCGACGUAGACUGUACGAGAAAACUUGUGAAAAUACUGAAUCUGAAAACGAUGUGGCUGGUUGUGCUACAUAUCCGUGGGGGCGCUGGGAUGAGUGUACAGCUAAAUGUGGGCCGGGUAAACAAUAUCGUACAAGAGAAUUUAAAAAUGGAGCUUUAGCGCGACGUUUAAAAUGUCGUAACAGUUUAAGAGAAGAACAAAACUGUGUAGGUCGCAAAUGUGGUAACUUUAAUGAGGAGGAAGCUGCUGCCGAAGAAGUAGAAGUUGGUUAUCCAAACGGUGGACCUGAAAAUCCGGAGUGUGCAAUAUCUGAAUGGAGUGAUUGGUCAACUUGUUCCGCUACUUGUGGAAAAGGUGUGAUAACACGUACAAGAGCGUAUCUAAAUCCUAAAGCAAAGAAAAAGUGCCAAAAAGUGAGCCGUGUUAAACUACAAGAUACUCAAAAAUGUGAAGGCAUUGACUGCGGUGGAGACAUUGGAAAUGGUAUACCAAAUAUUGACGAAAAUAAUGAAAAUACUGAUGCGGAAAUGCAAUUUGGAGAUACUGAAGCCUUUAAUGAAAAUAUGGACAGCAAUUUACGUUUUCGUAAUUUUCAAAGUUAUAGUCAAAAACGCGAAGAUUACAUACCACCGGAAUGUGGUGUUACGCCAUGGUCAGAUUUUUCUCCUUGCAUGGGUCCUUGUGGUAGUACUGGUCACAGACAGCGUGAACGUAAAAUUUGGAAUAAUGAUGAAGUUUAUGGUGUUAAACGUCCUAAUAAUUUUCGUGGCGAUCCAUGCAAACAUAUCAAACGCAUUGAAACUGUCAACUGCACAAUUCCAAGUUGCGAUACAAUUGUUCCCAACUACUGUUUUGAAGAAUUACAGGUCAGCCACUGUCGUGAUAGUGAUGUUGCAAAUUAUUGGUAUUACGACCAUUUAAGUGAUCAAUGUGCAUUAUUUUGGGCAGAUAAAUGCGAUAAGAACAAUAACAAAUUUACAUCAAAGGAGACAUGUGAAGAGACUUGUCAAAAACCUAGACAUAAAGCACAGUUACUUAGUAACGAAUUCAAAUCCGAACAGAGACGCAUUGAUUGUGCCGUAUCUGAAUGGCAUGCACAUGCAUGCAAUGCCACAUGUGGUGAAGGUGUACAAAUUAAGACUCGUAAGGUGCUUCGUUCUCCUAAGUAUGGCGGUAAACCUUGUCCGAAACAUUUGGUGCAUACAGAUAAAUGCUAUCAACACUGUGACGACAUUUACUCCAUUGGAAACAUUUACAGUAUUUCUCAUGACAAAAGACGUGGUAGCAGUCAGGCUCAUGCUAAAGUUACAAUUGAAAAAGAUGAAUGUCAUUAUUCCGCUUGGUCAGCCUGGACACCAUGUACAGCCAGUUGUGGUGACAACUCGGUACGCCAAAAGACACGUACCCUUAUGAAUACUGAUAUGAGCUUCAAGUGUAAGGAUCGCGUCCGCAUAGAAAAAUGUGUUAUGAUGCCUUGUCUGCUUAAUAAUAAUGAUGACAACGAUAAAUGGUAGAAUGAUAAAAUAUAACUUAGUAUAGAAAUAAUGAAUUUAGUUAAUAUUCUCAAAUCAUAAUUAAUAGAAUUACUUAAAUAUGUCUUAACACAGCAAUAAGUUUAAUAAUACUUAUAUGAUUUAUUUCUUAUAUUUCUAUAUUUCUAAAUAAUAUUUCGGUAUAUAAAAAUUUUAUUAUAAAUAUAUAUACUGGGUAUAUUCUCUUAACAACUAGCCAACAAACACCGUACAAAAAGCAAUGUAUGUGGCUUGGUCGUAGCUAGAAAUCGAGCCAGGGGGUCAUAAGAAACUAAUUUUGAAUAAAUAGGUAUUUGAAUAAAUAUUUUGUAAUAAUAAACGAAGAGAAAAAAACAAAAAAGCAAGAAUAUUCCAAAGCAAUAAUCAAUAAAGUUUCGGUCAAUAUCUAUCUACAUACAUAUAUCUA
Molecule: messenger RNA, 3341 nt
Organism: Teleopsis dalmanni
Lineage: Eukaryota; Metazoa; Arthropoda; Insecta; Diptera; Diopsidae
Product: spondin-1-like
Exons: 8
Coding region: 257-2917 (886 amino acids)
Biological process (GO): cell adhesion
Cellular component (GO): extracellular matrix
Molecular function (GO): serine-type endopeptidase inhibitor activity
Source: RefSeq, a predicted model, not a curated record